AUGUCGUCGUAUCACACGCACACACACAUGAAUUCAAGGUCAAUUUCCGUCUAUGUACAGACAGGCACAUUCCGACGAGUCUAUCGUCACAAUAUGAUGAGCGGAAACAUUGGCUGGCGGUAUGAAAUAAUGACGAUGAGGCGAUGUAGACAUGGAAAGACAUUAACGACGAGUCCUUUUUCGAUCUCACGACUACGAUGA
This is a messenger RNA of Haemonchus placei, 201 nucleotides long. The record is from the annotation of a GenBank genome assembly. NCBI's taxonomy places the organism in Eukaryota, Metazoa, Nematoda, Chromadorea, Rhabditida, Trichostrongylidae.